Cooperia oncophora is the source of this 282-nucleotide messenger RNA. The record is from the annotation of a GenBank genome assembly. Lineage: Eukaryota; Metazoa; Nematoda; Chromadorea; Rhabditida; Trichostrongylidae.
AUGAAUAAGACUUUAGGAGAAGGAGCGCUGCUUUACUCGGUUUGUAUGCAAUGGCUUCUAACAUUCUCAAUUUUUGUGGCUGGAAUAACGCUGGAACGAUGUAUCUUGGCUACGAAUGGAAACGCAGUUCUGUUUGUCAUCAAUGUCAAAAAAGUAUCGGAUGACGUCAUAUCCCGUGAAUCGCGGUACUUCUUAUUCAUAACUCUUCUUUUUGCACUUUCAACGGUACUCUGUAUUGUCUAUCUCAUUGCACUGGCCUACUAUCGGAAGGAGAAAAGGUGA